CGAUGAUUGAGUCCAUUAAGCACCGAUUUGGGUGGAUUUAUUCCGGUUCAAUUUUUGGCAGAUUCCAAAGGGGUACCAUCACAGAUUUCGGGCGAUAUAUCCGAAAUGUCAUUUUCUUUCGAUUCUGGAGGUUACAGAUCACGGAAUCAGGUCGAGGCUAUUCUCCACCGAUAAUGAAGUCUAUUGAUCCUAUUCUCCACGAAUGAUAAGUCCGUUAAGCAUUGAUUUGGGCCAAUUUAUUUUCGGAUGACAUUUUCAUAAUUUCUUGAGCGACGAAAGGCCAUUAUCUUUGGAUAUUGAAGGCUACAGAUCACGGAUUCUGCCUGAGGCUAUUCUCCAACGAUAAUUGAGUCCAUUAACCACCGAUUUCGGCGGAAUUAUUCCGUGUCAAUUUUUGGCAGAUUCCAAAGGGGUACUAUCACAGAUUUCGGGCGAUUUAUCUGAAAUGCCAUUUUCUUUUGAUUCUGGAGGCUACAGAUCACGGAAUCAGGCCGAGGCUAUUCUCCACCAAUAAUGAAGUCUAUUGAUCCUAUUCUCCACGAAUGAUAAGUCCGUUAAGUAUCGAUUUGGGCAUAUUUAUUUUCGGAUGGCAUUUUCGUAAUUUCUUGGGCGACGAAAGGCCAUUUUCUUUGGAUAUUGAAGGCUACAGAUCACGGAUUCGGCCUGAGGCUAUUCUCCAACGAUGAUUGAGUCCAUUAAGCACCGACUUCGGAGGAUUUUUUCCGUGUCAAUUUUUGGCAGAUUCCAAAGGGGUACUAUCACAGAUUUCAGGCGAUUUAUCCGAAAUGCCAUUUUCUUUCGAUUCUGGAGGCUACAGAUCACGGAAUCCGGCCGAGGCUAUUCUCCACCGAUAAUGAAGUCUAUUGAUCCUAUUCUCCACGAAUGAUAAGUCAGUUAAGCAUCGAUUUGGGCCAAUUUAUUUUCGGAUGGCAUUUUCGUAAUUUCUUGGGCGACGAAAGGCCAUUUUCUUUGGAUAUUGAAAGCUACAGAUCACGGAUUCGGCCUGAGGUUAUUCUCCAACGAUGAUUGAGUCCAUUAAGCACCGAUUUGGAAGGAUUUUUUCUAGUUCAAUUUUUGGCAGAUUCCAAAGGGGUACCAUCACAGAUUUCUGGCGAUUUAUCCGAAAUGCCAUUUUCUUUCGAUUCUGGAGGCUACAGAUCACGGAAUCAGGCCGAGGCUAUUCUCCACCGAUAAUGAAGUCUAUUGAUCCUAUUCUCCACGAAUGAUAAGUCCGUUAAGCAUCGAUUUGGGCCAAUUUAUUUUCGGAUGGCAUUUUCGUAAUUUUUUGGGCGACGAAAGGCCAUUUUCUUUGGAUAUUGAAGUCUACAGAUCACGGAUUCGGCCUGAGGCUAUUCUCCAACGAUGAUUGAGUCCAUUAAGCACCGAUUUGGGCGGAUUUAUUCCGGGUCAAUUUUUGGCAGAUUCCAAAGGGGUACCAUCACAGAUUUCGGGCGAUUUAUCCGAAAUGUCAUUUUCUAUCGAUUCUGGAGGCUACAGAUCACGGAAUCAGGCCGAGGCUAUUCUCCACCGAUAAUGAAGUCUAUUGAUCCUAUUCUCCACGAAUGAUAAGUCCGUUAAGCAUCGAUUUGGGCCAAUUUAUUCUCGGAUUGCAUUUUCGUAAUUUCUUGGGCGACGAAAGGCCAUUUUCUUUGGAUAUUGAAGGCUACAGAUCACGGAUUCGGCCUGAGGCUAUUCUCCAACGAUGAUUGAGUCCAUUAAGCACCGAUUUGGGUGGAUUUAUUCCGGUUCAAUUUUUGGCAGAUUCCUAAGGGAUACCAUCAUAGAUUUCGGGCAAUAUAUCCGAAAUGCCAUUUUCUUUCGAUUCUGGAGGCUACAGAUCACGGAAUCAGGCCGAGGCUACUCUCCACCGAUAAUGAAGUCUAUUGAUCCUAUUCUCCACGAAUGAUAAGUUCGUUAAGCAUAGAUUUGGGCCAAUUUAUUUUCGGAUGGCAUUUUCGUAAUUUCUUGGGCGACGAAAGGCCAUUUUCUUUGGAUAUUGAAGGCUACAGAUCACGGAUUUGGCCUGAGGCUAUUCUCCAACGAUGAUUGAUUCCAUUAAGCACCGAUUUGGGCGGAUUUAUUCUGGGUCAAUUUUUGGCAGAUUCCAAAGGGGUACCAUCACAGAUUUCGGGCGAUUUAUCCGAAAUGCCAUUUUCUUUUGAUUCUAGAGGCUACAGAUCACGGAAUCAGGCCGAGGCUAUUAUCCACCGAUAAUGAAGUCUAUUGAUCCUAUUAUCCACGAAUGAUAAGUCCGUUAAGCAUCGAUUUGGACCAAUUUAUUUUCGGAUGGCAUUUUCGUAAUUUCUUGGGCGACGAAAGGCCAUUUUCUUUGGAUAUUGAAGGCUACAGAUCUCGGAUUCGGCCUGAGGAUAUUCUCCACCGAUAAUGAAGUCUAUUGAUCCUAUUCUCCACGAAUGAUAAGUCCGUUAAGCAUCGAUUUGGACCAAUUUAUUUUCGGAUGGCAUUUUCGUAAUUUCUUGGGCGACGAAAGGCCAUUUUCUUUGGAUAUUGAAGGCUACAGAUCACGGAUUCGGCCUGAGGCUAUUCUCCAACGAUGAUUGAGUCCAUUAAGCACCAAUUUGGGCGGAUUUAUUCCGGGUCAAUUUGUGGCAGUUUCCAAAGGGGUACCAUCACAGAUUUCGGGCGAUUUAUCCGAAAUGUCAUUUUCUAUCGAUUCUGGAGGCUACAGAUCACGAAAUCAGGCCGAGGCUAUUCUCCACCGAUUAUGAAGUCUAUUGAUCCUAUUCUCCACGAAUGAUAAGUCCGUUAAGGAUCGAUUUGGGCCAAUUUAUUUUCGGUUGACAUUUUCGUAAUUUCUUUUGCGACGAAAGGCCAUUUUCUUUGGAUAUUGAAGGCUACAGAUCACAGAUUCGGCCUGAGGCUAUUCUCCAACGAUGAUUGAGUCCAUUAAGCACCGAUUUGGGAGGAUUUAUUCCGAUUCAAUUUUUGGCAGUUUCCAAAGGGGUACCAUCACAGAUUUCGGGCGAUUUAUCCGAAAUGCCAUUUUCUGUCGAUUCUGGAGGCUACUGAUCACGAAAUCAGGCCGAGAAUAUUCUCCACCGAUAAUGAAGUCUAUUGAUCCUAUUCUCCAAGAAUGAUAAGUUUGUUAAGCAUCGAUUUGGGCCAAUUUAUUUUCGGUUGACAUUUUCGUAAUUUCUUUUGCGACGAAAGGCCAUUUUCUUUGGAUAUUGAAGGCUACAGAUCACAGAUUCGGCCUGAGGCUAUUCUCCAACGAUGAUUGAGUCCAUUAAGCACCGAUUUGGGCGGAUUUAUUCCGGGUCAAUUUUUGGCAGUUUCCAAAGGGGUACCAUCACAGAUUUCGGGCGAUUUAUCCGAAAUGCCAUUUUCUGUCGAUUCUAGAGGCUACUGAUCACGGAAUCAGGCCGAGGCUAUUCUCCAUCGAUAAUGAAGUCUAUUGAUCCUAUUCUCCACGAAUGAUAAGUCCGUUAAGCAUCGAUUUGGGCCAAUUUAUUUUCGGAUGGCAUUUUCGUAAUUUCUUGGCCGACGAAAGGCCAUUUUCUUUGGAUAUUGAAGGCUACAGAUCACGGAUUCGGCCUGCGGCUAUUCUCCAACGAUGAUUGAGUCCGUUAAGCGCCGAUUUGGGCGGAUUUAUUCCAGGACAAUUUUUGGCAGAUUCCAAAGGGGUACCAUCACAGAUUUCGGGCGAUUUAUCCAAAAUGCCAUUUUCUCUCGAUUCUGGAGGCUACAGAUCACGGAAUCAGGCCGAGGCUAUUCUCCACCGAUAAUGAAGUCUAUUGAUCCUA
Molecule: messenger RNA, 3764 nt
Organism: Linum trigynum
Lineage: Eukaryota; Viridiplantae; Streptophyta; Magnoliopsida; Malpighiales; Linaceae
Source: the annotation of a GenBank genome assembly